This is a messenger RNA of Paramecium pentaurelia, 304 nucleotides long. Lineage: Eukaryota; Ciliophora; Oligohymenophorea; Peniculida; Parameciidae. The record is from the annotation of a GenBank genome assembly.
UAUGAAUUAAUAAUCAAAGAACAAGUCUCUCCAUUCCAAAAAUAUUAUUCCUAAGCACAAUGAGCCCCAAGAUAUUGAGCAUUGUCGAUAAGCAAUCAAAUAAAUCAUUGGCAAUAGUGAUAUUCCUCAUAAUUAAACAUAUCAUAAAUCUGCUGAAAUGCAUCACUAACAGCCAUAACCCAAGAAAAAUCUACACUCCACAAUACAAUAAUAUAAUGAAAAUAUUGGCAAGAUGUUUACAUCUACUAAGUAUGGAGUCGCAUACAUGUAAAAGAAAGUAGUACAUAAUAUUGAUUAACUAUGA